Messenger RNA from Colletotrichum phormii, 1436 nucleotides. RefSeq names its product tripeptidyl-peptidase sed4. Gene Ontology annotation, biological process: proteolysis. Lineage: Eukaryota; Fungi; Ascomycota; Sordariomycetes; Glomerellales; Glomerellaceae. The transcript is spliced from 7 exons. Bases 1 to 1434 code for a protein of 477 amino acids. The record is from RefSeq and is a predicted model, not a curated record. Gene Ontology annotation, molecular function: tripeptidyl-peptidase activity; serine-type endopeptidase activity.
AUGAGCGGCUUGGCUCUCAGUCAACCGACCACGAGCGGACCUGCAGUUCACGAGACCGUGAGGCAGCUGCCGCAGGGCUGGCGGCACGUCGCUCCGGCCGAUGACCUCAACACGAUUCAGCUUUCCGUCGCGUUGAAGCAGCCCGGCCUCGACCCGAACCAUGCCGAGUAUGGCGCACAUGUCUCUCGCGACCUGUUGAAGAUGUUCCAAGAGCCGGGCGCCGAUGCCUACGCUGUUGUCGCGGAUUGGCUUUCCGCUCACGACAUUCGGGACUUCGUUCAGGACAGCCCAUGGGUUCGCCUGAACACCACCGUCGGUAAAGCGAACCGCUUGUUGGAUUGCAAGUUCUCUAAGUACCAGUACAAGAGCGAGAAGGCAGUGUUACGGGCCAAGGAAUAUACCCUUUCCAGCCAGGUCUCAGAGGUUGUCGACUUUGUCUUCCCAAUCAAGGCGAGGGAGUCGCGCAAAGUGAAGCGACAGAGCGCAAGUGACUGUUGGGACUACACUACCCCCGACUGCAUCGUGGAUCUCUACAGCAUCAACUACAGCCCACCAGAUGGCCCGUCCCCGACAGACUUUGGCAUCGUCGACUUCCUGGAGGGGUACCCCAAUAUCCCGACUCUCCAAGCAUUCCUAGCAUCGUACAGCCCCCGUCGGAACGCCACAGGCUUCUCAUCGAAGUACAACCUCACCGUAGCAUCCAUCAACAACGGCAGCGAUACCACCGAAGGCGGCGGCCCGAUGAACGUAACCUACUUCUCCACCGGCGGCCGCGGCCCUGAAAUCGGCCCCGACGGCAAAGAAAAGGAUCCCAAGGACAGCGCCCACGAGCCCUGGAUCGAGUUCCUCGAGGCCCUGCUCGCUCGCGAGACCAUCCCGGACGUCAUCUCCAUCUCCUACGCCGACGACGAGCAGCUUAUCCCGCAGCCGUAUGCCCGUCGCGUAUGCGACCUCUUCAUGCAAAACACGACGAAAUUCUUCCCGACGUUCCCCGUCGACUGUCCCUGGGUUACGGGCGUUGGCGCGACGGGUAACUACGCGCCGACAGAGCCUGCGUGGUACAGCUCCGGCGGCUUCAGCGAAUACUUUGAGCGUCCGCCCGGCCCGGAUAUCUCGGCCAUUGGUUCCCGGUUCUUGAUGCAACCUGGGUGGACGCAGAAGGGGACAAGCGCUAGUACGCCUGUCGUCGCGGCGAUGAUUGCGCUUGCCAAUGAUAAGUGGAUGAGGGAGGGUAAGCCUGCUCUGGGAUUCCUUAACCCGCUGUUGUACUCUGACAAGGUGCGUUCUGCGAUCAACGAUGUCACGAGCGGGUCUAGCGGAAGUUGCUCUUAUGGGAGCCAGGUUGAGAGCGGAUGGUGUGCGACUGCUGGGUGGGAUCCGGCGACUGGUCUUGGGACGUUGGACUUUGCCAAGUUCCUUCAGGCACUGGAGUAAUG